AUGAAAAGCUUCGGAACCCGUGCUGUCCGAUCUGGACUACCUCAUGAUACCAACACUGGUGCAUUGGUGGAGCCGAUCUGCCUUACCGCCACCUUUGCUCAGCAAGACAUUGCGUCUUCCACCGGUCCCUACGUCUACUCACGUUCUGGAAACCCCAAUCGCGAGAGCUUUGAAAGAGCUGUUGCUGACGUGGAGUCUGCGAAUCAUGCACUCGCAUUCUCUGCUGGGGCUAGCAGCGAACUCUCACAUCGUGUCCAUGGGAAGCCUCUACGGCGGACUCAUCGAUAUUUGACACAGCUUGCCCCAGCAUUCCGUGUCAAGGUCUCCUUUGUAGACGAUAUCCACACAGAACUGGCUCCGCUCAUUGAUGAGAGCGACAACAAGAUCCGAAUUGUCUGGAUUGAAACGCUACCUCUUGUCAACAUCCAGGCUGUGGCAGACAUGUCCCACGCCACAGGAGCCUUGGUUGUGGUGGACAACACUUUCCUGUCACCAUAUAUACAAAACCCGUUGAAACAUGAGGCUGAUAUAGUCCUGCAUUCGGUUACUAAGUAUAUGAACGGACAUAGCACUGUCCCAAGAUCCUCGCUACGCUAUCGUUCUUUCAGAAUGCAGCAGGAAGUGUGCCCGGUCCUUUUGACUCUUGGCUUGCCCACCGCGGGCUCAACAGCCUUGCAUUUCCGUGCGCCUAGGGCAUCUCACACUUCCUGGGAAUUGGCGAAUGCGCUUGAAGCAUCGUCCGACGUUCUAACUGUGAAUUAUCCUGAUCUUGCCAACCAUCCACAACGACGAAUUGCGAUCCAGCAGCAUCGAAACGGAUUGGGAGGAGGAAUGAUAUCCUUCCAGAUCAGAGGGGGUUCCAAGGCAGCAGCAACAUUCUGCGAGGCGACACAGCUUUUCACCUUUGCGGAGAGCUUGGGAGGGCUGGAGAGUCUCUGUGAGAUACCAGCGGAGAUGACGCAUAAGGGUGUGCCGAAGGAUGUACGAGAGAAGGGUGGGAUUUAUGAUGAUUUGAUUCGACUCAGUGUGGGAGUUGAAGAUAUGGAUGACUUGAAGCGGGAUCUAUUGGAAGCUUUGCAAAAGGCUAUACAUGAGUAG
Aspergillus novofumigatus IBT 16806 is the source of this 1098-nucleotide messenger RNA. RefSeq names its product trans-sulfuration enzyme family protein. Gene Ontology annotation, biological process: transsulfuration. The coding region runs from base 1 to 1098 and encodes 365 amino acids. The transcript has 4 exons. Lineage: Eukaryota; Fungi; Ascomycota; Eurotiomycetes; Eurotiales; Aspergillaceae. Gene Ontology annotation, cellular component: cytoplasm. Gene Ontology annotation, molecular function: pyridoxal phosphate binding; cystathionine gamma-lyase activity. The record is from RefSeq and is a predicted model, not a curated record.